GUGGAGGAUGCUGACACAAACCCUUCUCUUGCUUUUCUUGCUGCAGCCACUUCCUGGGAUCAGCUCAAAGAAUGGAAGAAACUGGUACACAGACUGCUUGAGUUAUGACCCACCAACCCAUGAGAAGACCUCAUUUCCGACGGCCGACAAGUCGGUUAAAGGCCUUUCUGAACACCAGGAAAGGAAUCUCUGGGCCAGUUGCUUACUUUCCUUGGACAGCUUGCUGACUGUGAGAGCCAGGAAGAACAGGGGCUUUCAUCUUUGUAACUGCAGCCUCUGCCUUCUCCCUGAUGGAGUGCAAACUGGGGUCUGUGCUGAUCGUGUGCUUCUUGUGAGUGAUGAGGGGUCGGACUGGCCUCCAUGUGUUUUGAAAGGAAAGGCAGAAGACAUGGGAUUCAAGAACUCAUCCUCAUUGGCUUCGUGGGAGAAGAACAUUUUGAAGACAACUAGUAAAGCAAUGUUAAAUUGUGUCCAUGGAAAAACACCAACUUCUCCAGAUUGGGAUAACAGUACCGGCAGCCCUGACAGCGCUCCACCUGGCACUCGCCAGACCCUCAGUUUCUCAGCUUCGGAAUUGGAUCCUAAGAAGCUCUACCCCAUCACGCUGUGUCUUCCUGGGACCAUCCCAUCACAAGCUCCUCUAAGCAUGGCGAAUCCCGUCACCCUUCAGUUACCGGAAACUGACACACAAAAUCUGGGAUUCCACAUUCAAAUGGCUUCUGGAGCAGCACUUUGUCUGGUGAUUGACUUCGGGGAUGGUUCGGUGGUUCAAAUGAGGAUCCGAAACGUGUCUGAGGAAAUAGUGGUUACAGCCUGUCACCAGUACCGGAAAGAAGGUGUCUAUGUGUUCAAAGCAGAUGUUUAUGAUGGGUUUUAUGGAAACAAUGUGGAGCUUGGACCGUAUUAUGUGGAAAUUGGCCAUGGGAGCAUAUCUGUAUUCAUGAAUUCCAGCAGCAUCCACGAGGAUGAAGUUCUCAUCUCUGCUGACUCCCAUAUAGAUCAGAAAAGCACUGUUGUUAUGCAUCAUUUUCCCUUCAUCUCCUCAUAUAAUGUGUCCUUUACUUCUGAAAACCAAGUGGGUGGCAGCAAAGUUUGGUCCAGCAUGACUGUUUGGUAUAAGAUGCAACCUGUUUCUGUCUACACAAAUGGAACUGUGUUUGCCACAGAUAUAGAUGUUGCUUUUGUGGCUGUUACCAAGGAAACAAGUCCUCUGGAGUUUGUAUGGCACUUUGGAGAUGAUCCACCAGUGAGGACAACCUCGAGAAGCAUUAAAAGAAGAUUUGGCAUCCCCCAAAGGUAUCUUGUGAUGGUCAAGGCUUCCAAUGGGAUCAGUAGCGUGGUCUCUGAGCCUCACUCCAUCAGUGUACAGAAGAAAAUCGUUGCCAAUCGGCUCAUGUCCACCUCCUCUGCUCUGAUAAAUGCCAGUGUGGUCUUUGAGUGUAGAAUCAACUUCGGCACUGAAGUUGCUUACCUGUGGAACUUUGGGGAUGGCACCAUCCAGCUGGGUAAUAGCACCAACAGUCAUGUCUUCAACAGGGAAGGCGAAUUCACAGUGGAGGUCCUUGCCUUUAAUAAUGUCAGUGCUGCCUCCCUGAGAAAGCAACUCUUCAUCGUGCGGGAACCCUGCCAGCCCCCUCUGGUGAGAAACCUGGGGCCCGGGAAGGUCCAGAUAUGGAGGUCUCAGCCUCUGGAGUUGGGAGUGAUGUUUGAAGCUGCCAUCCUCUGUGACAUUUCCCGAGGCAUUUCUUACACCUGGAGCUUUGUGAGGUCUGAUGGGUCCCCUGUAACCUUGCCUCCUGCUGUCGACUGUCACAGACAAGCCAUCGCCCUCCCUGGCUACUUUCUAGAGUAUGGAAACUAUACUGCAGUUGCUAAGGUUCAAAUCGAAGGCAGCGUGGUGCACAGUAACUACUCUGUGGGGGUGGAGGUGCGACCCAGGGCCCCUGUCAGCGUGAUCUCCGAGGGCACACACCUCUUCAUCUCCAAGACCCCCUCCUCCACCAUCGUCCUCAGUGGGUCCCAGUCCUACGACCCUGACCAUCCCGGGAUGACUCUCAGCUACCACUGGAGAUGCACUCCUGCCAGUAAGCCUGACCGCCCGUGCUUCAAUGCCUCCCCACCAAGCCAACUGGAUACCAUGGCUCCCAUCAUCUCCUUUGCAGCAAAAGAUCUCAGUAGCAGCUACGACCAGUUCCUGGUGACACUGAUCGUCUCCAACGGCGGCUGGAACUCUUCAGAAGCUCAGGUGUUCCUCUCCAUCCGCUCUGACUCAGUGUUCAGGUUUGUCCAUAUUUCCUGGGUCAACUUUAAAACCAUCUUUGUUAACUGGAAUGAAGAACUUUCUCUUCAAGCCGUAUGUGAAAACUGUGAUGGAGUACCUAAUCUCUCUUAUACCUGGGAUCUCUUUUUAGUCAACGCAACUGAAAAGAAUAGCAUGGAAGUCCCUUUUUGUAGAUCAGUAGAGUUGCUGGACUCAAGAUUUGAUGCCAUUUUGAAGCUAUCAGAGUCAAAUCCACUGUCUGCAGAGUCCAGCAUGGCAGUAUCUGCACUAACAGCGACACCAUUCUCCUGGGAGACCUCAUGGAAGCCCAGAGGUCCACCUGCCCUUUCAGCCAUGAGGAGGCCCUCCACGGGGUCUACAGCUGGUGAGCUUCAGAUUCCUGCUGCAGGCAACACUUCAGUCCAAGAGGAAGCUCCUGGGGAAGCACCAGUGAACCCUGAGAGAGCAGAGCCCUCAGGGAGCUCACCCACUCCCAGCUCUUCCUCUUACCUCUCUGAUUUUGAAGCUUACUAUAGUGACAUACAAGAAGCCAUACCAUCAAAGGGAAGACAGCCAGGGAACAAGAGCCACCUUCCAGGAUCAGAACCAGGUGAAAGUGCUAAUGGAAAUCCCAGCGAUGGCGACAACAUCAUCGAUCCAUUCCACUCCACUGACAUAGCCAUACCUUCCCUCAUGGUUGACUGGUCCAAGUCCCUGAUUAGCCAAGCUACUUUUCAAGGUUAUACCUCAUCAGGCACCACGGAACAAACUGUGACGGUAAAGCCAUUUUCACUGCGUAGUGGGGAGACGUACGUCAUCCAAGCUUCUGUGGCCUCAAAACAUGGCUUGCUAGGUAAAGCUCAGCUGUACUUGACAGUCAACAAAGUUCCACAGGAUGUGACCUGCCAAGUGCAGCCCCAUCGUGGCUAUGAGGCUCACACGCUCUUCAGUGUUUUCUGCAUGUCAGGAAAACCGGAUUUCCAUUAUGAAUUUAGUUACCAGAUAGGAAAUGCCUCCAAACGUACUUUGUUCCAUGGGAGAGAUGUCCAGUAUUAUUUUGCUUUGCCAGCUGGUGAACCAUUGGAUAAUUAUAAAGUCAUGGUUUCCACUGAGAUCACAGAUGGCGAAGGCUCCAAGUUACAGCCCUGUGCGGUGGCGGUGACUGUGCUGCCCCGUUACCAUGGCAGUGGCUGCCUGGGCGAGGAUCUAUAUAAUUCCAGCCUGAAAAAUCUCUCUAAUCUCCUGCUGAUGGGAAGUUAUACAGAAACCAGGAACUACAUCACCAUGAUCACCAGGAUUCUGAGUCAUUUGGCAAAGGAAAGCAGAAGUCCCUUGUGUGGCCAAUGGUCACAAAUUCAGGAUGCAUUAAUUUCUUCAGUAUGCAAAUUAACUUUUGCAACUCAGAAAGAAAUGGUCGAUUCUGUUCUUAUGUUGAGUGACCUCAUAAACUUCCCUAAUAAGGUAACCUUCGCGAGUGCAGUUCUCAUCCUUAAAUACACUCAAAUGCUCCUUUCUCAAAGCCAGUUCUCUGGGAAGUUGGUGAUAGACAGAGGACUGAUGUUUGAACUUGUCCUUCUUGUAUCUGGAGUCUUGAAAGUAUUUGACCAAGAAAAAUCUAGGAAUGUGGUCUAUUUGCAAGAGGAUGGAAUUAAGGUCAUCUCAGAUUUGUUGUUAAGCUAUCUCUCUUCGAGUAACGAGCUUCAGCUCCAUGUGGGCACUGAGCAGAUGGAAUUCCAAACCGAGAUCCAUCUUGACCUUCAGAACUCGAUUCAGAGCAUUGGGCCUCUCAGGGUUCACUUACCAGGUGAUCUCGCCAGGCUCAGUCCUGCUGGGACAGAAACUCGGAGCACAUGCUAUAUUAGCCAACUCAUCCUCUUCAGAAAGAACCCAUAUCCAGGGGGAAGAGCUGCUGGUCAGAUUAAUGGAGCCAUUGGCCUCAGCCUCUAUCACUGCACCAGCAGAAGACUCAUCAGCAGACGAUGGUUAAAGACACCAGUGACUGUGGAGUUUGGCGAGGAAGAUGGCCCAGAUGAUCGGAGAAAUAAAACAAUGUAUAUAUUGCGUCAGAAUAAAGUGAAUUUUCAUCGGUUCAUUGGAAUUUCUGAAAAUUCCCUGGAAUCUCUGCAGAUAAGAAUUGAAUUUUCUAAACCCAUCACAAGAGCAUUUCCCGUAAUGUUGCUAGUAAGAUUCUCCAAGAAACCUACUCCCUCUGCCUUUCUUGUGAGACAGAUCUACUUCUGGGAUGAACAAAUUGCGCAGAUUUAUAUACCUGCUGUUUCCUUGCAAGUUGCCAGUCCAGGUUAUUUAGCCUUAUUAGAUGCUGACUAUGACAUAAAACCUCCAAACAAAUAUUUAGCUAAGGCAGUGAACUAUACAGUACAUUUCCAGUGGAUCCAAUGCCUGUUAUGGGAUAAGAAAGAGUGGACAUCUGAAAGCUUCCCUCCACAACCAGGAACUUCUCCAGAAAAAGUUAACUGCAGCUAUGAUCGCCUCACAGCGUACGCAGUCCUGAGAAGAAAGCUGAAUGCCAGUUUUGAAAUGAGUGACAUUUUCGAGUUGCAGAGUCACACAGAAAACCUGCUUCCCAGUAUUUUUAUUGUGUUUUUAAUGAUGCUCUAUGCAUUUUUGGCUACUCAGAGCAAAUGUGUAGAUCGUCAUGAAAAACAGAAAAUGGGUUACAUUUUUCUACAAGAAAACGCUCCAUCAGACCAGCAGCUGUAUGCAGUUGUUAUUGACACGGGCUUUCGGGCUGCAGCCCAGCUUAGUGCAAAGGUUUACAUCAUUUUAUGUGGUGAAAAUGGACUUUCUGAAACCAAAGAACUCUAUUGUCCAGAGAAACCUCUGUUCGAAAGGAAUUCCAGGCACACCUUUAUAUUAAGCGUUCCUGAGCAUCUAGGUCCUCUUCGGAAGAUCCACCUGUGGCACAACAGCUGUGGCCCCUCUCCAGACUGGUACAUCAGCCACGUGAUGGUGAGAGAGCUGCCCACCAGGCACAGCUGGUUCUUCCCCGCUGAGUGCUGGCUGGCGGUGAGCCACGGCGAUGGACGUGUGGAGCGGGAGCUUGUGUGUCUGCGCCGCGGCCUGGGCUUCUGGAAGCUUUUGUAUUCGAAGUUCACUGAGUAUCUGGAAGAUGUCCACGUGUGGAUCUCUGUGUACAGCCGGCCCUCCCACAGCCGCUAUCUGCACACCCCGCGGCUCACGGUCUCCUUCUCCUUGGUGUGUGUGUACUCGUGUCUCACUGCUGUGCUCACAGCUGUGGAACAGGAACAGCUCCCGUGGGGUGUUGGCCCUGCUGACGUCACUCUGGGACCCUUCGGGGUAGGUCUCCUGUGCACUCUCCUGGCCUCCCCAGGCGCCCUGCUUUUGUCACUGCUCUUCAGGCUCAGCAAGGAAGCCAUCGGGCCUUCCCCGGAGGGGCCCUGGGGCUCCCCAGGAAGACUGCAGAGGGAGGCAACAUGGGCACCCAGCAGCAGGUUUGAAGGACCUGCUCCCCUGCUGCACAGGCUGUUUCCGCCUUGGCCCGGCUCAGUGGCCUGGGCCGUUUGUGGGAUGGUGUCCAUUGCCUGUGGUUUGGGAACAGGAUUUCUAGGAUACAGGUUUGACCCGGAGCAGUGUGGACAGUGGCUGCACUUGCUGGGCCUCUCCGUGGUGUGCUGUGUUUUCCUCACCCAGCCACUGAUGAUAUGUUUUAUGGCUCUGAGUUUUGCUUGGAAAAGGAAAGACGACAAUGACUUUUUUAAUGAGUCUUUGCAAGAUGCCACCAAGAAUCUGGAAUCUGAAUUGGAGCAACUUUCUUCAAACUGUUGCAUUCCUGACUAUGCAAGUGAAUUUGAAAAAAUCUUCGCUGCCCGACAACGAGCCCGACACCUUCGCUGGGUCCGUCCACCCUCUGCGGCCCAGCUCAGGGUAGCCAAGGAGAGGACAAGAAAAGAGAAUCGGACACAGGCUGCACUGAGAGACAUUUUAUGGAGCAUCCUUAUGCUGCUUCUGCUACUGUUUAUAAUAUAUGGGAAGUUCUCCCAGGAUGAGCACUCUGUCAAUCAAGCUAUCAGGAAUGAAUUUACAAGAAAUGCCAGAAACUCCUUCAGUGGCCUGAGCAGCGUGGAUGAUUGGUGGGACUGGAGUCUGACCACGUUGCUGGACAGCCUGUACUGGGAGAAUCCUUCUCAAGCCGACAUGCGGGGGUCUCAGUCUCUAGCUCUUGGAGGGAAAUUCUAUCUAAUAGGCACUUCAGUAGUUAAACAGCAAAAAGCUUCUCCUAAUAGUGUACUCAAGCUUCCCAGCCCAUCAUCAGCUCUUACUGAAGACUUUCUUUCUGCAUGUAGCCCCCAAGUCUCCAGGAUAGACCCAGAGAACCAAAAUGUGACCCCGGGAGAUGGUGGGGGCUGCAGGGAGAGGGAGGAUGGUGCGCUGAUUCUGGGCAGAACAAGGUCCCAAGCCCGCAUGGCCCUGGCCCACCUAAGGGCCAGCAGAUGGGUGGACAGAGGCACCGGGGCCGUGGCAGUGCACUUUGCCCUCUAUAACCCUCCAACCCGAAGCUUCAGCAGCGUGUGCCUGAGGGCGGAGAUCCUGCCCACCGGGGGUCUCCUCCCCUCCUCUGUGGUGGAGACAUUCGGCGUCUUCCACAGUGACUCGGCCCUGAGGUACCCCCACGUGUUCCCUGAGCUGGUUUUCCUGGCACUCAACCUGAUCCACGUCUGGUUUCAUCUCUACCUUAUGACUGAGGAGGGCAUCCUCAACUACUGGCGAAAACCCAGCAACUGGCUGGAGCUCUCUGUGGUUGGAAUGGGCCUUGCUUACUGCACAGCCUCCAGUUAUCUCGUUGUUCUUUCUGGGGAAGCCAUGGACCAGAUCCGUAAAGGACUUUUUCGAGUAUUUAUGGACCUCAGUCUUAUUGCGUCAUGGAAUCAGAGGACACGGUGGCUCCAAGGAAUCCUUUUAUUCCUCUGGAUGUUCAAAUGCAUUUAUCUUCUUGGCCUUCGAAAAACAAUGGCUUCUUGCUCUUUGACAAUUCACCGUUUAAUCUCCAGCAUUAUUGCACCAGGGCUGGCUGGCGUCCUGGUGCUGACCGCCCUCUCGCACCUGCACAGACUUCUGCUUUUCUUCACCCAGCCUCUACCAACCAGCUCCUUUGUGGACUCCGUCCCCAGGCUGCUGUCUCCUCGUCUGGGAAGGAGCCCAGGAGAAGCAUUCUUUGGCCUUUACGAGUCUAGCCAGCGUGCCAUGGCUUGUUACUACGGGGCCUUUUGUACGGUAACGGCCAUUUUGUGGUUUGGAAUGCUGAAAGGUUCCCUCCUGACUUUUGCCAGAAAAAGAAAAUCUUCUCGAAGUAAAGACCUUGUGAGUCUUAAAGAUAUUACUACUUAUGUAUGGGAGAAGACCCUCACCUUUCUAGGACUGGAAAGGCCAACGUUGGAAGACACUAAAAUGGUUGAGAAUCAUAAAUAUUACCUGGAAGAAUUUUCAAAUCUGUUAGAUGAGCUGCUCUUGAAGAUUAAUGGUUUGUCCAACAGCCUACAACUCCCUUCUCUAGAAAAACCACCCAUCAGUACAGCGGAGGCCAGGACAGGAGAUAAUCCUUCAGUGGUUACCUCUGAUUACCACGCUACUGGGGUGAAAGUUCCAAGGCCUGAAGUCAUCCAAGAUUGUCUCGUGGAUGGACAUCCUGAAAAGCUCUGAUGUCUACCUCACAAGGUUCUAACCUCGUCUGUGGACUCCACAGAGCCCAUGUUGCAACUUUCUAUUGUACUAGGACUCAGAGGGGCCCUGGAGGGCAGACCCUCCAGCAUUUUAGAUUCUAUAAAGGGGUGUGCUGGUUUGAAUGUAUUAUGUCCCCCAGAAAAAGCCAUAUUCUUUGAUGCAAUCUUGUGGGGCAGACAAAUUUGUGGGGAUUAAGGUGGAAC
Messenger RNA from Choloepus didactylus (southern two-toed sloth), 8163 nucleotides. It is a transcript of the gene PKD1L1, whose product is annotated as polycystin 1 like 1, transient receptor potential channel interacting. The record is from RefSeq and is a predicted model, not a curated record. The transcript is spliced from 53 exons. Gene Ontology annotation, biological process: detection of mechanical stimulus. Bases 8 to 7939 code for a protein of 2643 amino acids. Gene Ontology annotation, cellular component: membrane. NCBI's taxonomy places the organism in Eukaryota, Metazoa, Chordata, Mammalia, Pilosa, Megalonychidae. Gene Ontology annotation, molecular function: calcium channel activity; protein binding.